Molecule: messenger RNA, 1659 nt
Organism: Penicillium longicatenatum
Lineage: Eukaryota; Fungi; Ascomycota; Eurotiomycetes; Eurotiales; Aspergillaceae
Product: putative Na/H antiporter
Exons: 5
Coding region: 1-1659 (552 amino acids)
Biological process (GO): proton export across plasma membrane; regulation of membrane potential; sodium ion export across plasma membrane
Cellular component (GO): plasma membrane
Molecular function (GO): sodium:proton antiporter activity
Source: RefSeq, a predicted model, not a curated record
AUGCCGACUCUCGCAUUGAUCAAUUUCAAUAUCGUCUGUGCUACGCUUGGAGGCUUUGUAUCCAUCUUCGGCCUAGUAUCAUAUCUAUGCAAGGAGCGAUUUUAUCUCUCGGAAGCAUUGAUCUCGUUGCUGGCCGGAGUCGUAUUUUCACCUCAUGCAGCCAAUUUUAUCCGGCCUGAGGACUAUGCAUUGCACUCUUCGGAAAACCUCGCGGCAAUUACCUUGCACUUCACCCGCCUGGUGCUGGGUGUGCAGCUGGUUUUAGCCGGUGUCCAGCUUCCUAAACGGUACCUGCACGUCGAAUGGCGGAGCUUGUCCUUGCUGCUUGGCCCCGGCAUGGCGGCCAUGUGGAUAUGUAGCAGUCUGAUUGUUUGGGCCAUGGUCCCGAAUUUCAAAUUCCUGCAUGCUCUGAUUGUGGCGGCGUGUGUGACGCCGACGGAUCCUGUCCUGUCCAAUUCGAUUGUCAAGGGCAAAUUUGCGGAUAAGCAUGUCCCACGACCCCUGCAGCGAAUCAUUGUCGCAGAAUCCGGUGCUAAUGAUGGUCUGGGUUACCCAUUCCUCUUCUUUGGCAUCUAUCUUCUCAAAUACAUCGGUAUGGGUGGUGAGGGAUACAGCGGCGGAGCUGGAAAAGCCAUAGGCCUGUGGUUCUAUGAGACUUGGGUGUAUACCAUCAUUUUAAGUAUUGUCUAUGGAGCGGUGGUUGGCUGGAUAUCGAGGAAGUUGCUCCACUGGGCUGAAGAGAAGCACUAUUGUGAUCGGGAGAGUUUCCUGGUAUUCGCUAUUGCGCUUGCUCUCUUUGUUGUUGGAACUUGCGGGCUUAUUGGUACCGAUGAUCUCCUGGCAUGUUUCAUCGCCGGAAAUGUGUUUACUCAGGAUGAUUGGUUUCGUCUUGAAACCAUAGAUGACUCCCUCCAACCAACCAUUGAUAUGCUUCUCAAUCUGUCCAUGUUCAUGUGGUUUGGUGCGGUUUGUCCGUGGUCAUCUUUCCUCAACAAUGACAUUAUCCCCAUCUAUCGGCUCAUCUUUUUGGGAAUUCUCAUUCUCCUGGUCCGUCGGAUGCCAAUCAUCUUCGCCAUGCAUAAAUAUAUCCACCAGAUUGAAGAUCUCUCACACGCCGCCUUUGUGGGAUUCUUCGGCCCAAUUGGCGUCGGUGCCAUUUUCUAUCUAUCGAUCUGUCGAGAGUUCCUCUUGGAGAUCAAAGUUGAUGGUCAAGUGCGAGAAGAUGCCCAACGGGUGGCAGAUACUGCCUCGAUUGUGGUGUGGUUCCUUGCGAUCUGCAGCAUUGUGAAUCGUACACGGACUAUCCGUUCCAGUCGGCAAAGCCGGCUAUCAUCUCCCCGGACCCUCUCAACCGCCAUUACAGCGAGUAGUACCGCUGAAACUGACCCGAUACCGAUUGAGGCAAUUCGCCGCACUCACAGCACUGCGACACCCAUUGAGAACGAUGCCUCGAGCUUCCGAAGCCGCAGACGCCGACAGUAUUCCUCGCCAACUCCGCCGUUGUUCCGUCUUGGCCGCUCAAAGAUCCCUUCGCCAUCGCCUUCCCAGGCUCAGCCUGGCGUUGGACAGACCGACGAACCAGAGAGACCUGUUAACCUGGUCAUUCACGAGCCGACGACAACUGCGGUGAGGCACGACGAUUCGUCCGCUUCCGCUUAG